AGUGUGUGUGUGGUUUUCAAUUUAAAUGAGUGGAAAGACAGAAGGAACAUCAUCUUGUCAGAAGAGAACACUCAACGGCAAAAAACUCAAGACAGACUUAAGAAAAAGCACUGGAGUUUCAGCAAAUCCUACACCUGGAAAUAAUCUAUUUCUAAAUUAUAUUUUAGGUGUAAUAAUAGUAACAAUGUCUACCGGUUCACAGAGUGACGCCGAUGAUGCACUAGAAACAUCACUCACACGCCUCGAUUCUCACUCUGAUGAUGACUUUAAUGAUGAUGAAGGACUCAACACCAAGCCUAAACAAACGAACAUGCAAAAGCGUUUGAAAAUCCCCAAAGAUGGACGACAGUCGCAGCGUCAUGCAGCAAACGCACGUGAAAGAGCGAGGAUGAGAGUCCUAGCAAAAGCCUUCUCACGUCUGAAGACGAGUUUACCGUGGGUUCCUGCAGAUACCAAACUGUCCAAACUGGAUACACUGAGACUCGCCUCAAGCUACAUCAAUCAUCUCAGACAGCUGCUGCAUGAGGACAAAUAUGAAAAGACCCUCGUCCACCCGGUAAAUUUGUCAUGGCCUUUUAUGGUUUCAGGAAGACCAGAUGACACAAAAGACAUUUCGACUUUCAGACUGUGUGGAGCUACAGCCUAGAUAUUCAUCACUCUCUUCUCUGUUUCUCUUCUU
This is a messenger RNA of Tachysurus vachellii, 679 nucleotides long. RefSeq names its product transcription factor 21 (gene msc). Lineage: Eukaryota; Metazoa; Chordata; Actinopteri; Siluriformes; Bagridae. The transcript is spliced from 3 exons. Gene Ontology annotation, molecular function: DNA-binding transcription factor activity, RNA polymerase II-specific; protein dimerization activity; RNA polymerase II transcription regulatory region sequence-specific DNA binding. Gene Ontology annotation, biological process: skeletal muscle tissue development; regulation of transcription by RNA polymerase II. Bases 26 to 646 code for a protein of 206 amino acids. The record is from RefSeq and is a predicted model, not a curated record.